UAUUAGAUUUGAAAUAUGGCUGGCAACUCCUUGAUAGAUUUCGAUCCAUAUGAACUGUUGGAUUUGAAACCGGAGUGCACCGAUACGCAAAUUGUAAAAGCAUUCAGAAGAGCUGCCCUGAAGUGGCAUCCCGACAAAAACCCUGAUCGUAAGCAAGCAGCGCAAGAAAUGUUCUUGAAGAUAUCAAAGGCCUUUGAGUUGCUAUCAGAUGCAGGGGCUCGAGCUGCUUACAACCAUGUAUUAGCUACUAGAACAGCACACACCGUUUAUGUACAGAGAAGACAAAAGAAUGAAAGCGAUAAACGACGGAAAUUACGUGAGGAACUUGAAAGGCGAGAGGCAAAUGUAUUAAGCUCUCAGCAAAAUGAAGAAAAAGCGAAAAGAGAACUUGAAAAAGAGAUUCAGCGUCUACGAAAGGAAGGUUCCAAACUACUACAGCGUGAAAGGGAAAAUAUUGAACAAGAAAUUCGUAAGAGUGCGGCUGUGGAAGAGCAAAAGAAUGAUAACCGGUUAGUAGCUCGUUACAAAUUAAGAUGGAUACGGAAAAGUGAUCGAUGUAAUUAUGAUGAAGAUGAUUUCAGGGAAUUAUUUUCUAAGUAUGGACAUAUUUCCGAUGUAAUUGUUUCAAGCGGUAACAAAGGCUUGGCAAUUUUGGAGUUUGACGAAUUACUGGAUAUAGAUGGAAUUGAAAAAGAAAUUGGGAAGCCAGAAGUUCCAAUUACUGUGACAUGUUUACUAAAGCCACCUGCGGCGUUGAGAGAUUCGACUUUCAAAGUACAGCCAUGUAAACCGAUAGAACGACCGAUGACAUCAGUUGAAUUCGCUGAUUUUGAGGCUGAAGUUUUAGCGACGAUGAUGACUGGGUCAAAACGGAAAGCUGAUAGUGGAAAAAGCAAGUUUGAUAGUCUGUGAUUCGAAUCUUCUGUUGGUAAUUUUCUAUUGGUUACAAUUCUUUAAUAGAAUAUGUGAUUAGUCACUUUCGGGGCAGUGUAUUUGUACACAUGUGAGAUUGUCAUCAUAAAUCAGGAG
Loa loa (African eye worm) is the source of this 1029-nucleotide messenger RNA. Its product is annotated as DnaJ domain-containing protein. Gene Ontology annotation, biological process: spliceosomal complex disassembly. Gene Ontology annotation, molecular function: RNA binding. Gene Ontology annotation, cellular component: spliceosomal complex. Lineage: Eukaryota; Metazoa; Nematoda; Chromadorea; Rhabditida; Onchocercidae. Bases 16 to 912 code for a protein of 298 amino acids. The transcript is spliced from 7 exons. The record is from RefSeq and is a predicted model, not a curated record.